This is a messenger RNA of Paramecium octaurelia, 1496 nucleotides long. Lineage: Eukaryota; Ciliophora; Oligohymenophorea; Peniculida; Parameciidae. The record is from the annotation of a GenBank genome assembly.
CAUAAAUGUCUUUCGAAAUUACAGAAAAAAUGAUUGUGAACACAGUUGCAGGAUUUGGAUAAGUGAUUAAACUUCCUGAAGGGCCUGCUCCAGAAUAAUUAAUAGCGGAAGAAGAACUUUAAUUAAAUCAUUAGCAAUCAGCAGAGAAGCCAAUUAUUUCUUGCCCAAGCUCUCCAGCACCACCAGAGGUAAAGGAAUAGGCAAAUGAAAAUGCUUAAUAAGCUGAUGAGCUUCUAGAAAAGAAAAAUGAAAAAUAAAUCGAGAAAUAAUAGGAUAAUCAACAGGAAAAAUAAAAUCAAGUUUAGGCUUAGCCUGCUAAGAAUAUUGCUCCCCAAAAAGAUGUACCUGAUAAUUUACCUAAUUUGCCACCUCCAUUAAAUUACAGUCGAUAAUCUUCUUAACAACCAUCUUAAGAAAAAUAAAUACUAAUAGCUGAGGACCCUUUACCUUUUUCAAAUUCCCUUCCUUUUUAAUAGUAAAGUUCGGUUGAAAGCUAGCCGUAGAAUAAAAAAGCCCCAAUUUUGAAGAGAUUAACCUGUGAUUUAAAAGAAUCUUUAGCCUUAGCUAAGAAAUUAGAAAUUAAAUAUAAAUACCCUUACUCUAAUGAUGAAAGAUUAAUUACUGUUGAUUUUUAAUUAGGCCAGAUUACAACUAUGGUAAAGCAUAUCAGUAAUGUGAUAUUUCUAUUAGUCAAAACUUUUUUUGGCUAGAGGAAUUACUACCUUGCGAUUGUCCCUGUUAAUUACACAGUGGAAUAAUUAAGGUCUUUUAUAAUUGAUGGUAUUGGUUAGAAUUAAAAAAUGUUUCACAAUAUUAAGCUAAUCCAUCCAAUGAUAUAACUAAAAGAAUUAAAGGACUCCUAAAUUAAAUUAUCAGAAGUAGGUUUAAAAGAUUUUUCCUAACUCAUAUUUUUAGCAGAAAUGACCUUCACAUGGGAUCCUAUUAAAAAAGGAAAAAGCGUGAUAUUAUCUAAUAACAAUCUAACAGCAAACAAAAAAGGAUAAUCAGAUUAUCAAACUGUUCUAGGAACAUUGGCUUUAAAUUCUGGGAGACAUUAUUGGGAAAUUAAAAUUGAAAAGUAUGUAGACGAAGAAGACAUUUUUAUUGGAAUAGCGAGGUAAAAUAUUAAUCAUAUAUUUAGAAAGGAGAUCGACUUGUAUACUUAACCUACUACAACUGGACACUUUUAUGGGUAUAUUUGCUUAUGUGCAAGAAAAUUUGGAGCUGAUGGAUAAAUAUCUGACUAUGGAUAUUCAGCUGUAUAGAAUGAUACCAUAGGUGUGCUACUUGAAUUCAGAAGUGGUAUUGGAACUUUAUCGUUUUAUCGUAAUGGUGUAAAAUGUGGAGAAGCAUUUAAUAAUUUGACAGGUACAUUUUACCCCGCUUUGAGUAUGUUUUAUGGAGAAGUUUAAGUUACAUUAGAUUCAAAAGCUCCGCUACCAGCAAGUUGAAUGAAAUGAUUUAAGACGUUAUUAUUAUGAAUUAAUAUUAUUUUG